AUGGCCAGGAGCAACGAAAGGUAUGUCCAAUCUGGCCCAACGAAAGAAGACUGGAUACGACGGGGUAAAUGAUCAAUAUUGGCCACUCCGCUCGAGUAUGUGAGUGAGGUGAUGUGCGAAAUAAGUUGAUUUGUUGUCAUUUAUCAAAAUUCGGGUGGAUUAUAUCUCUACGCGCAUUUCUAUUUCAAGUAAAUUUUUUAUAGUUAUUUAUAGAAAUUUUUCCCGCUAGGGGUGAGAGCCUUGUAAAACGCGCGCGAAAAUUCGAUCGUCGAUUCUGUCGAUUCGUUGCCGGCGACCAUUAUUAAUAAUCAUUUGCCGAAAUUUACGUAAAAUUAUAUACGUGGCUGUUGUAUAGUCGGAACGCAGUACCGACAACAAUUGUUGCCUUCGUUUUCGCUCAAUAACUUUGAUUCCCGUGGAUUACGCGUACGCACGCGUAUGUGUUCCACGUAUGUGUGUGCGUAUAUAGGCGUGUGCAUAUGUAUAUCUAAGCGCAGCUCCGUCGUAACCUCACCGAGCGGAUCGAGUGUACCCUGUUUACCGCCAUGACUCGCUGAUCGGCGCCGCCGAGAUAUCAGUAUUCAAGGGUCGGCGAGCUUUGCGUGCGCGAUUGUUUACGUCGCUCGUUAUGGAAUGGUACAACACGUCGUCGCGCGUAGAGUACGGCCGUCGUACACGAGAGCCCCGUCGAUCGGUCAGAAUGGCUCGAUGUUAACCGCUAAGCAAGUCCGAGGCGACCGUGUCAACGCCGUUUCCUCGUCAAACAUGUGAGCCUUCUUCUGGAUCUUCGCAGACGUAUAUUUGCGCCGUCACUCACAUAUACACGGAGAAAGAGAGAGAGAGAGAGAGAGAGAAAAAGAAAUAAAGAAAAUCUACAUAUACAUAUAAAUAAAUAAAUAUAUGUAUAUAUAUAUGUAUGUAUAUAUAGAUGACUGUAAAUAAUGGUGUUUUGGGCCGUCGUUUAUUCGCUGGCGUUAUUCCUGCACUUCGGUCCCCUACAAGCAAAGCCAGAGUCGCAGGGCUACUGCGCCACGUACAGCGGCAAGAUAUGCAAAAAGUACCUCAACGGCAUCGGAAAGGUGUGGUUUAACGACUCCAAUGACAACCCUGGAGGAUGGCUGAACGAGAAGAUCACGGCGAAUCUCUGGGAGGAGCUGAUAGGGACUCUGCUGGAGCCAUGUCGCUCAGCUGCAGAGAAAUUGCUCUGCAUGUAUGCGUUUCCGCUGUGCCACGAAUCGACGGGCCUGCCUCUCUGCUACGAGGACUGCAUGGCUGUACGCCAACAGUUCUGCUUCAACGACUGGGCAAUCAUCGAGGACAACAAGCAGAGAGACAUUUAUAUUCGCUCGCGCGGACACUUUGUGCUACCGGAAUGCGAGAGUUUGCCCAAGGUGAACAAGGAGACACCCACUUGUUCGCACGUACACCUGACCAACAUGGACGAGGAGGUCAUCACUUACGAUUGCAUCAGAGGCAAUGGUAGGUUCUACAUGGGGAAGAUGAACAAAACCAAAUACGGUCUGGAUUGCCAAAUGUGGAGCGCGCAGAUACCGCACAAUCAUGAUAAGCCGCCCGACGUCUUCCCGCAGAUUCGUCGCGGUGAUAACUAUUGCAGAAACGCGGGCGGCGACGAGCCGAUGCCGUGGUGCUUCACGACCGAUCCUUCGAUACGCUGGCAACACUGCGAUAUUCCUGUAUGUGAUAAUGUUACAACUAAAGUGGAGAUCGAGCCGAAAGAUAUAAUGAUGGAUGCCCUAUUUAAUAACACCCUGGUGCUCAUACUGUCAGCAUUGGGUUUCGUAAUUGUAGCCGGUGCGCUGUUGUCUAUCCUACUGAGUCAAAGACUACACAAACGCCACCGAGGAUACAACCCCACCGAUAAUCAAGACGUAAACAUCGAUCUAGAUAAGCUACCGAGCAACGAGGCGUAUCACAAAACGAGCGCGCAGUUGAAUCCCAAGUUGGAGAAGCUGGAGUUCCCGCGGAACAAUAUCAUCUAUAUGCGGGAUCUGGGUCAGGGUGCGUUCGGCCGCGUGUUCCAGGCGAAAGCGCCGGGGCUAGUCGCGGGCGAGGAGUUCACCAACGUCGCCGUGAAGAUGCUGAAGGAGGAGGCGUCGGACGACCUGCUGCGGGACUUCGAGCGGGAGGCGUGCCUGCUCGCUGAGUUCGAUCACCCGAACAUCGUGAAGCUGCUGGGCGUGUGCGCGCUGGGACGGCCGAUGUGCCUGCUGUUCGAGUACAUGGGUCGUGGCGAUCUCAACGAGUUCUUGCGCUCUUGCUCGGCCAGCAAUUACGUCGUGCGUGUGUCCAGCGCGGACGACGGCGGUCCGACCGCGGGCGAGCCCUCGCGGCUCUCGCACAUGGAACUGAUCAACAUUGCGCUGCAAGUGGCGUCCGGCAUGGUGUAUCUGUCCGACCGAAAGUUUGUUCACCGUGAUCUAGCAACGCGCAACUGUCUGAUAAAUGAUCAGAUGAUCGUCAAGAUCGCCGACUUCGGGCUGUCGCAGAAGAUAUACCUGCAGGAUUAUUAUAAAGGGGACGAACAGGACGCCAUCCCUGUGAGAUGGAUGCCGUUGGAAAGUAUACUCUACAACAAGUACACCGUCGAAUCGGACGUGUGGGCGUUCGCCGUGUGUCUCUGGGAGAUCUUCAGCUUCGCGUUGCAGCCGUACUAUGGGAUGACGCACGAGGAGGUGGUCAAGUACAUCAAAGAGGGCAACGUGCUGCGCUGCCCGGACAACACGCCACAGUCGAUCUACGAACUGAUGAAGCUCUGCUGGAACAGGCGACCGUCCGACCGGCCUACCUUCCGCACAAUCUAUCAGACUCUCGACAGCAUCAAGCAGGACUUGGAGGCGGAAUGCAAGUCGGACAGCGUUCCGCUACGCAUUCGCGUAUGAACGUAAUAAUAAUCGGUAAUAAUCGAUAUUUCUUUUUCUUCCUCGCAGAGGCGCGCAGCGUGAAAUUUGUACAAUUUGAGAGAAGAGUGAGAGGCAGAAUGUUUUUGUUUAAUAUUUUUCUCGAAAACGAAGUCUUUUAUGAGAAAGAUUUAUUUUACAUUUUUCACCCUUUUCACGAGGAAUCGCGCCGAUUGUACGAGCACACAGGCGCUUCACAUACAGAUUCAUAAAAUCGACACACAAAAUUAUAUGUAUGUCAUGCUUGUAUUUACAUGCAGAAUACUUGUUCUUUUGGAUCGGACAAAUUUCACCCUGCGCAAUCAAGAGUAAAGCACGUCACUUUGUGUGUACCUCUACUGCUUACUCUUUCAUUACAUCUAGCUAAGAUUACAUUCCAGCUAAGUAACUUUGUAUUGUAUAUCAGUGUGAUGUGGAAUGCCUGCCUUCUUUUAGUUGGAUCCGCUUUGAUAUUGAAUCAGUUAUCAGUCACGAGAAGUGAGGAAAGGACCAAUGUAUAAAAAACGAAGAUGCGAUAUUAUACGAUAUGCGUUAACUUCUACCCCUAUUUCUUCUUCUUCAGAAAUGGACGUCCCUGUCAGGAUAUAAUACUGCCGAUUUACCUUCCCGGAUCUCUUCCGAAUACCGCUCGAGGAGAUUUUUACGCUUUUUAUUUACUGUUUAAUUAGCUUUCGAUUAUCCCCAUUAGGACCGCCACUUUUCCGAAAUUCUUAUUAUACUCGUUUUUUAUUGGUGUAAAUUUGUAAGGCUCUUGUAAUACAUAUCUUUAAGCGCGUUUAUGAAUCGUUUUACAUUUAAGGUAAGUAAUCCGACAUCACUGGCAACAGGAACCUACAUAGUUUCAGUCUCAUUUCCGCGCUGUUACAGCGAUGACACGUGUCUAGAGCGACAUAAGGUCUGCGUAUUGAUAAUUUGAAUGUACGUAUUUAUUUGAUCUAUUUAUUUUAUUUAUUUUUUCUUCCUUUAUAAGCCUUUUUGCAUAUAGUACAUAAGUCUGCGGCCCUGCGUUUUUCAUUGUUUGGUAUAGUGGUGCCCGAUGGCAUUUGACCACAUGCCAUGCGCCGUUUGAAUUAGUUUGAUUGCACUUGAUAAGGGCCAAAACCCAUGGCCGAAACGUUGUGCUAAUAAAGAAAGUAUUCCUGUCGCCAGUGGUGUCGGAUUAUUCAGCUUAAUUAUUUUAAUAUUUGCUGGCGGUAGAAUAUCUUAAAUUUCGUUAUAUAUUUGUUUAUUAAACUUGACGUUUACGGCAAGAUAUUCUCGACGGAUUGCCACUUUCUUCCGAGAGAUAGUGAUUGAAUAAAAAUCACUCCUUUGUUUUUUUUAAUUUGAACCUGCAUCUUCGUGGUACUUUGGCUUUACAAGUUGAAAAUGCAACGGAUUAAGGAAAAAGAAGAACCCGGGUCUUCAGCAAUUAGAGCAAUCUCUCACGUUUCUAUGCGCCACGAUUGUCAUAUUAAUUGUGACUUGCUUUAUAAAUUGAUUUUUUUCGGUAGUUUUUAACAUUGUUCCAUAAUCUUGAGAUAAUGCAGAAACGUGGCGGUCCUAAUUACCGUGUCCAAACUCGAGUAACGCUUAUUUGCGAGUAAAGCACUGUCGAGUCUGUACAAAUAGUAUAAAAGCGGUGUGGCUAUAAAAACGUAUUUAGCAACGUUAUAUUUAGAGGCUCUUUGAUUGUUAGACGUGUAUUAGGUUGUUAGAUCGUUUGCUGUACCAAAAAAAAGAAAAAAGCAUAAGUAAUACCUAUAUUUAAUGUGCUGAGAUUAACGAGAAAAGAAUUAUGAGGAAUGUUAAGCGAAAGCGAAUCAUUGAAUGAAUGUAUACUACGGACUUGUUGUAAAUUUAGAAAGAGCAAAGGCGCGUCGCGAUUUUCUCCUACCAACACGAGCCGGACCUACUGCGAAUUUGCAUAACAUUAAAUUACACUCAGCGUUUGUGUCGAGCAUAAUCUUGUUUGAAUAUGCUAUUGUUUAAUGCGAGGAUACAAAGGAAAUGGAUCGUGCGUUAAUGCGUCGCGCAUACGGGAGUGUAUCCCGCAGAAAGGCUUAUCGCGUCCGUUUAGUUGUGUCUUAUUUAGUAGCUCGCGAUCUUCGACUUGCUAACUGCCUUGUUAGAAAAAUAAUUGGCCGUUUCGUUCGACCCGCUGUAAUUUUAGCGAAGCGCACCGACUGAAUAACCACCUCAUCACUGCCGCAAUUACAUUCCAGGAAGCAUUUAUUGUUAAGCAGCGUACGCUACGAAAAAUCGUUCACACUAUAAAUGUCGUGUACAAUGAAUGUUCCUUUCUUUUAAGUAUUUUCUAGCCAGCGUUUAAGGAUAUACAAGACUGCACGUAACAGUAACUUUUCGUUCUCGUCGCUUUUAUUUCAGUGAAUAACAAUAUUCAUGCCGUUUCGCGCGUAUUCGUUCCAACUGAUUGUCGAAAGCGAGAAAAAAUACGGCACGCUUCUGUCAGUUUAGAAGUAAGAUAUUCUCACCCCUAUCGGAGAUGAAGACUGCUAUCGCGACCCCUUCUCACGAUACCACGUGUAUCGUUGCGUCGAGGAUAAAAUUGACGAGUCCGUUUCCAGAACGUCUCUGAUUCGUAUCUUUGAAGACGACUACGCGUUACAAACCUAGUUUUUGCCUUCGAAAGAGGCUCCAAGAUGUUCCGGAGACAGAUCUCUCGAUUGACGAUAUCUUCCACACACACAUAUACACACGCAUACACACACACACACACACACGACGUACAUACAUUUUUUAUCUUGUAUAUUUGUAUUCUGUGUAAGUAGUACCGUACACAGAUCUUCAGGGUUUUCAUUAAAAAAUGAAAAAUAGCACUUUAAUAAGAAUAAUGACCGCUAAGUGUACAACACCGAACAAAUGUAUAUUAACGUUUUCGGUUAUCGGGUGGGCUCUUGUGCCCAAAAAUAAUUUUUGCUAAUUUCGUACGUUUCGUCUUUUCACGUUUUUCAAUCAUUCGUCGUUACUAUUUCUAUUCAAACGCAAUUUUACCGUUCUAAAGGAUACUAAAUUAAUCAAUCUUGAUCGAAAGUGUCAGGAAAAAGAGUAUUCUGAAUUGUAUGUAACACGGUCGUGCAUAAAACAGAGAUCAAGUUCAAUUCCUAGCUGAUUGCGAGAUGCUACUUCUCGUAGUACCAAUUUCUUAUCAAUGAAACGCAGAAUUAUUCCAAUGGCCGCGGUGGUCUUGGGCUUACGGCUUAUUCUUUUUUACAGGCGUCGAUCAAUAAGCUGUAAUUUUUUUAGUCUUCUCGACUCUCCAGGAAUCAAUAUCUUGAUUAGCGACUUCGUUUUCAUCGUUCUCUUGUUAGUGUAACGAUUGUACAAGAGAAGAAGAAGACGAGCAAACACCUUUCGGUCGAUCCGAUAUACGUUCUAAAAUGUACAUGCUUUUUUGGUGAAAAUCCUGAAUCAUCUUAUCGGUGUAACAGGCGCAUGUGCGUCCGCGACCAACAAAAAGAAAUUACUGCCACUACAUGUAUACCUGUUGGGUUCGUACAUAGUUUUGCCGAUAUCGACCCCGUUGUUCGGCGAUUAACAUAAAUACGACGGCAACCCGACGACGUAACGUAACUCGUGCGAAUUCUUCCAGCAGAUAAUCGGUGUAAUGAUUUUUGUAAAUAAUCGAUAACGUGUCUCUAUCCACGAGUCUCUGUAUCGCUGACAAUACCGUUUAUAUACCUAUAUUUCUACUGUAUUACUGUAAUACCAGCUGUUCAGAUCGCUCUUUCCGUUGUAGACUCUAACUGUGUCACGCUGAAUCCAAUAAUCGGUCUAACUGUACCAUGAACGCCUCGAGGAAAAGUAUGAAACUCGUAUCUCGAUGUGUGCAACCUUGGCAAGAAAUAAACAACCAAUUUCGUAUUAA
This is a messenger RNA of Vollenhovia emeryi, 6786 nucleotides long. It is a transcript of the gene Nrk, whose product is annotated as tyrosine-protein kinase transmembrane receptor Ror2. The transcript has 7 exons. Gene Ontology annotation, biological process: cell surface receptor protein tyrosine kinase signaling pathway; positive regulation of kinase activity; protein phosphorylation. Gene Ontology annotation, molecular function: transmembrane receptor protein tyrosine kinase activity; ATP binding; protein binding. Gene Ontology annotation, cellular component: signaling receptor complex. The coding region runs from base 942 to 2900 and encodes 652 amino acids. The record is from RefSeq and is a predicted model, not a curated record. Lineage: Eukaryota; Metazoa; Arthropoda; Insecta; Hymenoptera; Formicidae.